CAGAUUGACAGCUGCAGGAAGGUGUUCAAUUUAUUUACUUAUGGAGCAUUUUUUGGAAGAGUGAAUUAAUAAGUGGUGUUUGGAGAUAAUACGUUAUCACACAGUGGAAUGUCCGAAAAUUUUUGUUUGUCUUUUUGUCGUAGUGAACUGAACUUUGGUCUUCAUUCACUGUUGGCCGGCUAGCCUGCUAGCUUGCAGAGCUAGGCUAGCAUUAGCUACAGCAAGACUCCAUCUUUGAAAUAGCAGCCACACACAGAAAAACAGAAUGGUGGACAAGAAUAUCUACAUUGUCCAGGGUGAAAUUGGUACUGUUGUCGGAGCUAUCAAGAGGAACUCCAGAUGGAAUACGCACACUCCACUGGAUGAGGAACAGGACCCAUUACUUAACAGCUUUGGCCACCUCAAGGACGUACUCAACAACAUAAAAGAGCUGUCAGAUGUUGAACCCAACAUUUUCCUGAGGCCCUUCUUAGAAGUGGUCCGCUCUGAGGACACCACUGGACCGAUUACAGGCCUUGCUCUUACCUCUGUCAACAAGUUCCUUUCUUAUGGCCUUCUAGAUGCUAACCAUGAAGCAGCAGCAGAGGCCAUUGAGAACAUGGCUGACGCCGUCACACAUGCUCGAUUUGUAGGAACAGACCCUGCCAGCGAUGAAGUCGUCCUUAUGAAAAUUCUACAGGUCCUGAGGACUCUGCUGCUGACACCAGUCGGAGCCCAUCUGACCAAUGAGUCUGUUUGUGAGAUCAUGCAGUCCUGCUUCAGGAUCUGCUUUGAGAUGCGCUUAAGUGAGCUCCUCAGGAAAUCAGCUGAACAUACACUGGUUGACAUGGUGCAGCUACUGUUUUCAAGGCUACCACAGUUCAAAGAGGAGGCCAAGAGUUAUGUGGGUGCCAACAUGAAGAAGUUGAAGAUGCGCGCCGGUGGAAUGAGUGAAUCAUCCAAAUGGAAGAAACAAAAACGCUCACCAAGGCCGCCUAGCCACAUGGUCCGAAGUCCCUCUGGUCAGAUGGACCCAACCCAGUCCAGCACCCUCAGCAACAACAACCUUUCUGGUGGCGUCCCGUUCAUUGAGCAAGGCUUGUCCACCUCUAUCCUACCAGCUUCAGACAGUGCCGGUUCAUCCAUUUCUAGCCCUACAACCACAGACAGUGGCCUUGACACCUGUUCCAAAGCCACCUCCAGGGAAGACCUUUCUGACCUGGAACAAUGUAGCUCAUCUGCAACCACCCCUAGCACUGCUAGCACACUCCCUGGGGCUGAGCCUGGCUGUCCGGAUGCACAGUCUGAGGGCAGGCAGGUUGGACCAGCUCAGUCAGCUUCAGUAGAGUCGAUCCCCGAGGUUCUGGAGGACAAAGAAUCUAUUACAGAGCAAUCAGACAGCACCUCUGUUCAUGACAUGGACUACGUCAACCCCAGAGGAGUCCGUUUCACACAGUCCACACAAAGAGACGGAGCAUCCCUCAUCCCUUAUGGCCUGCCAUGUCUAAGGGAGCUUUUUCGCUUCCUGAUCUCACUGACCAACCCCCACGACCGCCACAACACUGACGCCAUGAUGCACAUGGGUUUGCAGCUGCUGACUGUGGCACUCGAGUCGGGACACAUUGCUAACUACCAGUCUUUGCUUGGACUGGUCAAAGAUGAGCUCUGCAGACAUCUCUUCCAGUUGCUGAGUGUGGACCGCAUGAACCUAUAUGCUUCCUCCAUACGAGUUUGCUUCUUGCUUUUUGAAAGCAUGAGAGUACAUCUGAAGUUUCAGCUCGAGAUGUACCUAAAGAAACUGAUGGACAUCAUCACGUCAGAGAACAUUAAGAUGCCUUAUGAGAUGAAGGAGAUGGCUCUGGAGGCACUGGUCCAGCUGUGGAGGAUCCCCAGCUUUGUCACUGAACUGUACAUCAACUAUGACUGUGACUUCUACUGCUCCAAUCUGUUUGAGGACCUCACCAAGCUGCUCUCCAAGAAUGCAUUCCCAGUGUCGGGGCAGCUCUACACCACCCACCUCCUGUCACUGGAGGCUCUGCUCACAGUGAUUGACAGCACUGAAGCCCACUGCCAGGCCAAGGUGGUCAACAGCACAGCUCAACAAGACCAGUCAGAGACCCUGCUGGCAGAGGGAGAAGGUUCAACCAAAAGCAGAACAGACACUUCAACUGAUCUUAAUAGACUGGCUAGUACCAAUGGUCUGAAUCUUCCACAAGCUGAGAAUGCACCAGUGUGUCCACCAACCAGUGGACAUCUGAUGGCAGAGAAGAUGAGAUUGGGUAGACAGGAUCAAGGAGACAAUGACACUGCUGAGAAGAGAGCCCCCAAAAAGCCCCAACGCUUCUCGUCAUAUUUACCUGAUUCCCAAGAGUUGAUGGAAAUCAGAACUAAGAAAAAGCUGCUGAUCACAGGCACAGAGCAGUUCAACCAGAAGCCCAAGAAGGGAAUCCAGUUCCUGCAGGAGAAAGGCCUCCUCAGUAACCCCAUGGACAACAACCAGGUAGCCCAGUGGCUCAGAGAAAACCCCCGACUGGACAAAAAGAUGAUCGGCGAGUUCAUCAGCGAUCGCAAGAACAUGGAGCUCCUGGACAGCUUUGUAAACACAUUCACCUUCCAGGGGCUUCGUAUUGAUGAGGCCCUACGUCUCUACCUGGAGGCCUUUAGAUUACCUGGAGAGGCUCCUGUCAUCCAGAGACUCCUGGAAACCUUCACAGACAACUGGCAUAAGGUGAACGGCUCUCCUUUCAUGACCAACGAUGCAGGCUUCGCCUUGGCCUACGCUGUCAUAAUGCUGAACACUGACCAGCAUAACCACAAUGUCCGCAAACAGAACAUCCCCAUGACUGUAGAGCAAUUCAAGAAAAACCUGAAGGGAGUGAAUGGAAACAAAGACUUUGACCAGGACAUGUUGGAGGAUAUCUACACUGCUAUCAAGAAUGAGGAGAUUGUGAUGCCAGAUGAACAGACAGGGCUGGUGAAGGAGAACUACGUCUGGAGUGUGUUGUUGCACCGCGGUGCCACACCUGAGGGUGUUUUCCUCCACCUGCCGCCUGGCAGCUACGACCAUGACUUGUUCAGCAUGACCUGGGGUCCCACCAUCGCUGCCCUCUCCUACGUCUUUGACAAGAGCCUGGACGACAACAUCAUCCAGAAGGCCAUCACUGGCUUCAGGAAAUGUGCAAUGAUAGCAGCUCACUAUGGUUUCAGUGAUGUUUUCGACAAUUUGAUCAUCUCCCUCUGCAAGUUCACCACUCUGAGCAGUGAGUCUGUGGAAAACCUUCCUACAGUGUUUGGCAGCAACAGUAAGGCACAGACUGCAGCCAAGACAGUGUUUGACCUCGCUCAUCGGCACGGCAACAUCCUGAGGGAGGGCUGGAAGAACAUAAUGGACUCCAUGCUGCAGCUGUUCAGAGCUGAGCUCCUGCCCAAAGCCAUGGUUGAAGUGGAGGAUUUUGUGGAGCCUAAUGGGAAAAUUUCUCUUCAAAGGGAGGAAACACCUUCAAAUCGUGGCGAGUCGGCAGUGUUGAGUUUUGUCAACUGGUUGACGUUGAGCGGAGCCGAGCAGUCAGGACUCAGGGGACCAUCCACCGAAAACCAGGAGGCCAAGCAGGCUGCCAUCCUCUGCAUAAAUCAAUGUGACCCAGAAAAGCUGAUCACAGAGAGUAAAUUCCUGCAGCUGGAGUCUCUACAGGAGCUAAUGAAGGCUCUGAUAUCAGUCACCCCAGAUGAAGAGACUUAUGAUGAAGAGGAUGCUGCCUUCUGCUUGGAGAUGUUGCUGCGUAUCGUUCUGGAGAACCGAGACCGCGUGUCAUGCGUGUGGCAGACAGUGCGUGACCACCUCUACCACCUUUGUGUCCACGCCAAUGAGAGCUGCUUCCUGGUGGAGAGGGCUGUGGUUGGACUCCUUCGACUCGCAAUCCGCCUGCUGCGACGAGAAGACAUUAGCUCUCAGGUUCUCCUUUCCCUGCGUCUCCUGCUGAUGAUGAAACAUCAUGUCUUGUCCCGAGUCAGCAGGGAGGUGGCUUAUGGGCUUCAUGAGCUCCUGAAGACCAAUGCAGCCAACAUCCACUGUACAGACGACUGGUACACGCUCUUCUCCCUGCUGGAGUGCAUCGGUGCUGGAGUGAAACCUCCUGCAUCUUUCCAGCUUGCCUCCACCACUACUGAUAACGACACAGGAGCUCAGUCAGAUAGCGAGCUGUCACCACAUCAUCCCAGUGAAGUGAGCGUAGACCGUGGCUACACGUCCGACUCAGAGGUCUACACCGAGCACAGCAAGACCAGGAUCCCUCGCUCCACAACAGACGUGGAUGUCGCAAGCAGUGGAUGGCUCGUGGUUGGCAAAGAUGACCUGGAGACAAGUAAGACACCUCCAGUCAGCUCUAAAGCUCAGCUGAAUCACCCACUGGUCAACCAGUACAGUCUGACCCUGGGUCAGGAUCUGGGCCAGCACGACACCAAGUCUCUCAUCAAGUGUGUGGAGACGUUGUCAUUCAUCGUCCGUGACGCCGCCCACGUUACCCCUGACAACUUUGAGCUGUGUGUUCGAGCUAUACGGGUGUUUGUGGAGGCCAGCCUCAACGGAGGUUACCGCAACCACGACAAGAAGAAGAGCCACAAAUACGACUCCUCCAAGUCCCGGAUGAGGAAGAAGGCAGGGGGAAGGGAGAAGGAGGGCGGAGGUGGCACAAGGCGAGGUGGCAGCCGGGCAUCCAGCCAGCGUCCAUCACGUUCCCACAGCGACGACGAGGAGGACGAGGGUGUCCCGGCCAGCUACCACACGGUGUCAUUACAGGUUAGUCAGGAUCUGUUGGAUCUGAUGCACACUCUGCACACCCGGGCUGCCAGCAUCUACAGCUCCUGGGCAGAGGAGCAGCACCACCUGGAGGCUGCGGGCAGGAAGAUCGAGGCCGACUCCCAGACUCUGUGGACCAGCUGCUGGUGCCCGCUGCUGCAAGGCAUUGCUUGGCUGUGCUGUGACGCCAGACGACAGGUUCGUAUGCAGGCCCUCACAUACCUCCAGAGGGCGCUCCUGGUUCACGAUCUGCAGACACUUGACGCAACUGAGUGGGAAUCGUGCUUCAAUAAAGUGCUUUUCCCCCUGCUAACUAAGCUGCUUGAUAACAUCAGUCCAGCAGAUGUGGGCGGUAUGGAAGAGACCAGAAUGAGAGCCUGCACACUCUUGUCAAAGGUUUUCCUCCAACACCUCUCUCCUCUGCUGUCCCUGCCCACCUUCGCUGCCCUCUGGCUCACCAUUCUCGAUUUCAUGGACAAGUACAUGCACGCAGGAUCCAGUGACUUACUGUUGGAGGCAAUCCCUGAGUCUCUGAAGAACAUGCUGCUGGUGAUGGACACAGCAGGGAUCUUCCACAGCGCUGACUCCAGGACAGGAUUCUCAGACUUGUGGGAAAUAACCUGGGAAAGAAUCGUCUGCUUCCUGCCUCACCUGAGGGAGGAGCUCUUCAAACAGACUGUCUUACCAGAUCCAGUACCAAGUCCUCCAGCAGAGCCCGUGCAGUCAGCCCCCCCAGCAGGCCGGCCUCCAUCCCCUCAAGCGUCUCCACCACCUGCCCAGCUGCCCUCCCAAGUCCCGGUCCCAGUUACCCCUGCAGAGACACAGACCCCCAGCAGGCCAGCAUCACCUCAGGAGUCCCAGCCAGCCAGUGCCAACGGAUCAGACCGAUCGUCCCCGGUCCCGCCCUCAAUGCCCCCCAUACCGGUGCCGUUAACAACGUCCCCUGCCCACGGAUCUUCACCCUUGAGCCAGUCUCCCCUCAUCCUGCAGCCCCUCGCCUCUCCCCUACAGGUGGGAGUCCCGCCCAUGUCCCUGCCAAUCAUCCUGAACCCCGCCCUCAUCGAAGCCACGUCCCCCGUACCGCUGCUUCCCAGUCCCAGACCUACAAGCCCCUCUGACGAAGUCAAGUAAGAGAACUCCAGCUACCCUAUACCCCACUGCAUCAUCUCUCCAGACCACCACCCCCUUUAACAACUGGACCCAGCAGACUUCAACUGCGACUUAAAGAUCUGCUUGUCACCAGGUUCUUGAAAUGAUAUAAUAUGUACGGGAAGGCAAGUUAGAAGUGGCACCCCAGUUAUACACAUCUGAUUCGAAGGAAAAAUCCCCUGAAACCUGUGACACCAGUUAUUGGUGCACCUUGCAUAUGUGUGCCAUUUUUGUGCUUAGCAUGUCCUAAUUCCUAUAAAGACAAUGUGGCAUCAUGUCCACAUAUGUCUGAACAGAAAGGAGGAUCAAAGUCAUUCUAGGAAAAAUAUUACAAGUAAAAGUCUGAAUGAGGUAAACUUGAACACUGAGGUCCUGUCCUCUCUGCUUUUCGGUGUUCUGGUAACCUGCAGGGUUUGUGUUGCACCACACACCAUGAACAGUGUACCUCCUGACUCCAGUAUCUUUAAACUCUUUGCAACAUAUAUAUAUUUUAGACCAAUACAAAAAACUAAAUGCAAAAUUCCAAAAAUGAUUAACACAAAUUGAUCCAGCCCCCCCCCCCACAGUUUGAAUGUUGAGCGUGUAAGCAAGGCUUUCCCAGAUAAGGCAGGUGGUACUGUAGAUUUUUCUUAUUGUCUGAGAACAGUCUCUCCCUGCUUUCUGACGUUUCUACCCUGUCGUAGUUCUCAGCUCCUGUAGUUCCAGCUGAAGAUGCCAGAUGCUGUAAAAACAGCUCACAAAUAUAUAGUUUCAUUGUUAAAAAAAGACCUGAACCAGCUGGACACUGUAGUUUUUAACAAGCUUUUCUCAGGCAGGAGGAUAUAGUGCAUUUGUCGGGCACUAUUUUAAACAGCGGAUUAAUCCAUGUAGUGCUCCAGUGAGUGCGAGGUUGAGUCAAUAUAAACUACAGUGUGUGUGUUCAUGGUAAUGAAUGAACAUGUCCCCCAGUGCAACAGUGUGGCUCAGUGAUGUGUUUUUAAUAGUUUUUGGACAACAGUGGAGCUCUGUGGUACAGAGGAAGGAGAUACAUCUGGCUUUGAUUCACACACAGUGCUUGUUAGUGGGACAUGUUCAUUGGUUGCUCGGUUGCCAUGGGAUUUGUUGGUAGUAAGAAAAAUCUAAAAUAUCACCUGCUUUGGGAGACUAGGUCUCAUAUCUUCAUUUCUGGCCAUACCCCUGAUUUAAACACUUCCUCCUAAAAAUACCUCCUGAACGAGCUCGAUAUCACAGACUGAUUAAAUUUGUUGUACAGUUUUCAUAUGAGGGGGUGGAAUUAUUCUUAUUAUGAUCAACAUCAGGUUAAUGUUUCAGAAUACUUAGAGGUGGUAGAAAACUGGGGUUUAGUCUUGUCACCCCCAUUUUUUCUCAUCAACAGAUCAGAUCAACAGAAUAUACUUCAAACCUGGAGGGUAGCAAUGUUUUCUUUCUUUUCAGAGCCCCCCCCCCAAACUUAAUAAGACCAGGCUGACCUCAUGGCUUUGCUCACACACCUGUGCUUCGUGUUAAGCUAGAGGUUUCACAUAGUAUAAGUUAUUUGGGUUUUAGGUACUGCAUGUUGCUGAUUAAAGAGGGUCUGCACAGCUUUGACUUCAGUUGGAUGUUCCAGAGGUCUGAGCAGAGCUGUUAUCUCACCCACCACUGAGGCUUCAGCGUCUGACUGAACACUGUACAGAAAACAACUUUAUUUAUAUCAGUCAGUUUGUGUUUAAGAGGCCAAAUUCUUCCUGUUCUCCUGUGAUGGCCAAAGGCAGACGCUGGCCUGCACUGCUGAUUUCUGCCACUUUCUUUUCAAUUCUACUUGAUUUUUUGACCCCAAAAGAAAAAACAGGCUUUUAUGUUCUGAAAUUCUUCUUCUGAAAUGACUAAACUAAGAGGGGCCGUGUGCACGUGAAGCCUUCCUCAGGUGGACCGGAGAUGUCACAUUCCAAAUGUAGGUAGCUGAGUGUGCAGGGAGCUCGCUCCACUGUACUCGGGACAGUUAGAGAUCCAAACAGUGACUUUUAUGGUUUACGAUAAGUCUAACAAAUAAUUUAAAGAGAUGAAUAUUGGUGUAAUUUAUCAUGUUACAGCAUGUCCAGCCAUGAUUAAUCCCCGGGGCUGAGGAGCUCUUUGUGUCACGAGGCUGGGUUACUCAUCACAUCACAUCACAAGGACGUCUGUGGAAGCUGGUCAUAGCAGGACCGUAACACCUGGUUAAGUUGAAUCAUUACUGAAUUCUUCAUGCUGAAAUUCACUUACCAUUGAAUUUAUAGAAGUGAAGUAUUUUCCCUUUGAAAACCAUCUCUUUAUUCAGCUUGAAGUUGAAGUUGUGUAACUUCCAAAACGUGAUUUCAUCACAGUAACUUUGUGAGACCAUUAAACAGCAGAGCACACACACACUGUGUCUCCAUAGAGCACAUACGACAAAAAACAUUUUAUGUCUCAGGUUUGAUCUAAAAAAUCAAGUCAGCUAAACUUCCAAAUGAAAUAUUGAAUAUCUCACGAUGGACACUCUCAUCAGCCAUCAGAUCACAUGACUUGUAAACUCAGAUGUUUUAGACUCAGUGUUUGAUCUGUCUGACUGACAGCUGUCAAUCAAACUGAUGUGAAGUGUGUCUCGGCCACGUCUGGUCCUCACGAACCACAGGAUGUGUGAUAGUAGACCUGUGAUUGUGGCUUAAAUUCAAAAUUUAUCAUCUGGUAGCCAUGGUAACACAAACGCAUCAGCAUAUGAGCGCAGGUAUAUUUACCUGAUACAUCAGAGAGAGACACACUUUAAAAACUGAGUCCAACAAGUGACCACACAGUAAUUAUUAUUAUGAUUUUUGACCUGACUUGACUCUUUAGAUCAGAGUUGGAUGGGGAACAUAAAAGUUUAAGUUUUUGAUUUUCUAGGUAAAUUAUUGAAGUGCUAUGAGUUCAGUGGUAUUUCACACUGAGGUGGUCGGUUGCUACAGUUUGCUUCCAUACAGAACUUUGACCUUCUUGCAUGCUGCCUUGUGUACAAUGACAUGGACCCUGAAAAACUGUUCGAGUCUAAUUCACCAUUUUAAUGCCAAAUAUGUGAACUAGAUUGUGGCGUAGAUCCAUUGAAAGUGGCCCUGGGAUUCUCUCAGUGAUGUUUAAUGUUAUUUAUUGAGUUGGGAAAGAAGAGAUGGACCUUUCCACUGCAGUACAGGUGACAUAGAUACAGUGUGUGUAUGUCAGUCAGGUAACACUACAGCCUUAUAGAGCCACCAACAUGAGACAUUUUGUAAGCUGUGUUUAUUUGUUGUACGGGACUCUUAAAUAUAUCAGGAGCUGAUUCUUGCUUGAACAGGAAAUUACAUGAAUAUAAUGUGUAUAUAUAAAUGAAAGGUAAAGUACUUUUUACUAUGUAAUAAAUAUAAAGAAAAUGCUCA
Molecule: messenger RNA, 9303 nt
Organism: Chelmon rostratus (copperband butterflyfish)
Lineage: Eukaryota; Metazoa; Chordata; Actinopteri; Chaetodontiformes; Chaetodontidae
Gene: gbf1
Product: golgi brefeldin A resistant guanine nucleotide exchange factor 1
Exons: 40
Coding region: 266-5905 (1879 amino acids)
Biological process (GO): regulation of ARF protein signal transduction
Molecular function (GO): guanyl-nucleotide exchange factor activity
Source: RefSeq, a predicted model, not a curated record